AUGCGGCCCGCCAAAAGAAUUCAUGCGACUCGCCAAAGAGUUCAUGCGACUCUCCAAAAGAAUUCAUACUCGCCAAAAGAAUUCAUGCGGACUCGCCAAAGAAUCAAUGCGACUCAUAAAAGAAUUCAUGCGGCCGCCAAAAAGGUUCAUGCGACUCGCCAAAAGACCAUGCGACUCGCCAAAAGAAUUCAUGCGACUCAUAAAAAGCACAAAGAAUUACGCGGCCCGCCAAAAGAAUUCAUGCGACUCGCCAAAGAAAUCAAGAAUUCAGCGGUUCGCCAAAAGAAUUCAUGCGGCCCGCCAAAAGAAUUCAUGCGACUCGCCAAAGAAUUCAUGCGACUCGCCAAAAAAUUGUUCAUACGGCCCGAAAAAAGAAUUCAUGCGACUCGCCAAAAAGAAUUUCAUACGACUCGCCAAAGAGUUCAUGCGGCCCCAAAAGAAUUCAUGCGACUCGCCAAAGAUUCAUGCGACUCGCCAAAAGAAUUCGCCGACUCGCCAAAGAAUUCAUGCGACUCGCCAAAAGAAUUCAUGGGACUCGAAAAAGAGUUCAUGCGACCCAAAAGAAUUCAUGCGGCCCGCCAAAAGAAUUCAUGCGACUCGGCAAAAGAAUUCAUGCGACUCGCCAAAGAUGCGACUCGCCAAAAGAAAGAAUUCAUGCGACCCAUAAAAGAAUUCAUGCUCGCCAAAAUAAUUCACAUGCGACUCGCCAAAAGAAUUCAUGCGACUCGCCAAAAGAGUUCAUGCGGCCCGCCAAAAGAAUUCAUGCGACUCGCCAAAGAAUUCAAAAGAAUUCAUGCGACUCGCCAAAGAAUUCAUGCGCCAAAAGACAUGCGGCCGCCGUUUGCGACUCGCCAAAAGAAUUCAUGCGGGCUCGCCAAAGAAUUCAUGCGACCCGCCAAAAGAAUUCAUGCGACUCGCCAAAAGAAUUCAUACGGACUCGCCAAAAGAAUUCAUGCGACUCGCCAAAAAAGAAUUCAUGCGACCUGCCAAAGAAUUCAUGCGGCCCAUGCGACUCGCCAAAAGAAUUCAUGCAAGAGUUCAUGCUACUCGCCAAAAGAAUUCAUGCGACUCAUAAAAAGCCAAAGAAUUCAUGGCUCGCGAAAAGAAUUCAUGCGACGCGACUCGCCAAAAAGAGUUCAUGCGGCCCGCAUGCAAAAGAAUUCAUGCGACUCGCCAAAAGAAUUCAUGCGCCAAAAAAAAUUCAUGCCAAAAGAAUUUCAUGCACCAACAAAAGAGUUCAUGGCCCGGCAAUUCAUGCGACUCGGCAAAAGCCAAAAAAUUCAUGCGACUCGCCAAAGAAUUCAUGCGACUCGCCAAAAGAAUUCAUGCGACUCGCCAAAAGAGUUCAUGCAGCCCGCAAAAGAAUUCAUGCGACUCAUAAAAGAGUUCAUGCGACUCGCGAAAAGAAUUCAUACGGGACUCGCCAAAAUUCAUGCAAAAAUUCAUGCGCCGAAAGAAAUCGCUCAAAAAAGUUCAUGCGGCCAUACGCCAAAAAGAAUUCAUGCGACUAGCAAAAAGAAUUCAUGCGACUCGCCAAAAGAAUUCAUGCGAAUCAUAAAAAAAUUCAUGCGGCCCGCCAAAGAAUUCAUGCGGUCGCCAAAAGAAUUCGUGCGACCGCCAAAAAAGAAUUCAUGCGACUCAUAA
Molecule: messenger RNA, 1644 nt
Organism: Acanthosepion pharaonis
Lineage: Eukaryota; Metazoa; Mollusca; Cephalopoda; Sepiida; Sepiidae
Source: the annotation of a GenBank genome assembly